This is a messenger RNA of Drosophila innubila, 3151 nucleotides long. Its product is annotated as centrosomal protein of 104 kDa. Gene Ontology annotation, cellular component: cilium. Lineage: Eukaryota; Metazoa; Arthropoda; Insecta; Diptera; Drosophilidae. The transcript is spliced from 8 exons. The record is from RefSeq and is a predicted model, not a curated record. The coding region runs from base 154 to 2889 and encodes 911 amino acids.
GCAAACGCAUUCAACACAGACUGCAUGUGGUCGUUCCUUGAAAUUUAUUUAGUUUUUGUAUUAAAUAUCUGACGUUGCCAUCGGUAACGAGAACUAUAUUAUUCAAUUCAUUUUAAUAAAUGUGUACGUGCGUUAUUGUGUAGUUAAAUUGUGAUGGCCAAGAAAAUUCCAUUUAAUGUGGUAUUUGCCACAGAUGAGGACGCUGCUUUUCCGGCCAGCGAACUGAAUACACAUGGACCCACAGUGCAUGGCUGGCGCAGUGCCGCGGGAAGCGAAGUCGGCACCCACGACAUUAUAUUGCGAUUUCAUCAGCCGGCCAAAAUCUAUCGCAUUCAACUUUUAGCCCACCAGUAUUUAAUACCGGAAAAAGUCGAGCUUUGGCUGCACUACUCGCCCAAGUCACUGCCCAGCACACCGUCGUCACAGUACUUUGAUUUUCUCGGCUUUGUUGCGCUCCAGGACAAUGCCAACACCAACUACAAAUCUCGGGAGCUUCAAAGCGUUACGGUCACUCCCAGACGUGGCACGCAUCUCAAAUUGCGACUGAUUGGUGCCCAUUGUAAUGAGUAUAACACAAGCGGACAGAUUGCCUUAAUGGCGGUCAAUGUGCUCGGUGAGGAUUUGGAAUCCGCUGCCAUUAUCAACAUGGGCGAGGAGCAGCAGCCCAGCGAAUCACCGCCUAUAGACACCGCCACUGGAGAAUUGGCACUCGCAUCCCUCUGUGAUGAUCUCUUGUUUUCCAUGUACGUGGAGGAGUCAAUUGUGCAGCACAUACGGGAGCUGGAGCAGCGCAAGAUGCAGGCGGUCAGCUCCGAGAGAUUUGAAUAUGCCCGCAAGCUAAAGCUCUGCAUGACGGCACUGCGAACAGCGGGAGAGCGUCUUGGGCGAUAUGCGCUGGCCAAGCGACAGGCAGUGCAUCAGGAGGACUUCAGUGCAGCCAAGCUGCGCAAGGAACAGAUUGAAAUGUAUCGUGAGUGUGUGCUGAAGCAGCUCCAUGUGCAGCAGCUGCUCGAGAGCGAGGGAGUGCUAAGCCAGAAUGAUCAGAGCUGCGAGGUGUAUGCUGGCGGCAAACCCACCCUUCCGCCCGCUCCGAGUCUACAGGAUGUGGCACAUGCCUUGGCAGAGGCGACAAUCACUCCCAGCUCUGCCAGCGUGCCAAAUGAGAAGCCCCUAAACGAUGCCAGCACCAGUGAAAGCGUGGGAGCCAUUGCCGCAUCGGCUGCUGCACUGCAUCUGCAUGCCAAAUCUCAUGAUGAGCUGCCACAAUCACCGAGGCUACCAAUGGCAUCGCGACACAGCUCUCCGAUGUCCAGCAGGCAGGGAUCUCUGAGGCGACGCAAUAAGAGCGCUCCGAGGAACUCCUAUGAGGAUUACGAGGAACGCGCCAUUCCCACACUGAGGCAGGAGUGUCAGGGUAAUGCGCUGCUCGAAGCAGAUCCGAAUCGCAGUCGCUCGCGGCUAAAUGAUCGCGAGCGUCGUCAGGCAGCGCUGCCUAUACUCGUCUUUGGAAGUGAACUGGUUGAGCAGUUUUAUUCGCGACAGUUUCAGGAUCGUGAGGAUGGACUUAUGCGCCUGCGCAACUUUCUCAAGGAGCAGGAAAUAGUGGAUGCGGAAACAAAUGAGCAUGCGGCAAGUCCAAAUAAGGUGGCACGCAGCGCUGCUCUGUUGUUGCAUCGUGCCGUCCGUGAUGCCGUGUACUCCGUGUUUAACCAGGCCACCGAAACUGUGCGCGUCUUGUUCCUCGAGUAUGUGCCAGGACGUGUGUCGCCCAAUGAAGUGGCACGUUGCGUGGAUCGCCUGCUGCCUGAGCUGCUUGCCAAGUCGGGUGAUCCCUCGGCACGUCUGCAUACACUGGCCCAGCACACCAUACUCAGCAUUGCCGCCUGUCCGCAGGUCGCCGAGCAGCAUCUGGUGGCGCCAGCACUUUCGCGCAGUGUAGGAUCAGGAACGCAUCAACGCCUUGCCAUGAGCCGGCUGCAAAUGCUCGAGCAACUCGUGCACACACAGGGCAUUAGCACGGAUAAGCAUAGUGGACUUACCUGUCGUGCUCUGUCCGACUGCGGCUGCUCCGGCAUACAUCAUCCAGCCGAGCCUGUGCGCAAGGUUGCUGAACGGAUACUGCUGCUGGUCUACAAGGUGAAUCCACGUCUUGUGCGCAAGCAGCUGCCUCCAGAUGAUGACAUCACCCGUCGCAAUCUGCUCUACCGUCAGCUCUUCACCGAGUUCGAUAAGCUGGACUUGGAGCGAAAGCAGGAGCUGCUAGAAGCCAAUAAAUUCAAUUCCAGUAAUGAUACAGAUUUCCUGCAGCCGACAACCAGCACAGAUGCAUCUCGCUUGCUGAAGAGCAAAACAGGUCAUCCGGUUGGCAACGACAAUGGCUAUGUGAGCUGCAAUGGCAAGCAGCAGUACAAUGAGCAACUGAAGCGCUCCAUGCUAUCAGCCUCCAACUCGCGCAAAGGCUCCGUCUCCAACUCCGAGUCCACUGAGGAGACAACGCCCAAAAUAAGCUGUCCAUUUUGUGGCUGGUGCUGCACAGGCAAUGAUGCAAGUCAAUUGGAUCGUCACUAUUGGAAGACUUGUCCCUUUCUCACCAAGUGCCCACAAUGCAGUCAAGUCCUGGAGGUUGCUGCUCUCAACUAUCACUUGACGACGGAGUGUGAUGCCAAAGAUAACUACGUGGUCUGCACCCGCUGUACAGAGUCAGUGCACAAGCAGCUCUAUGAGCUGCAUCAAAUGGAGGACUUUUGUCGUGAACUGAAAACGGGAGCUGCUCGCUGCCCACUGUGCCAUGAUGACGUAAAUCUGCCUUUAGAUGGAGGUUGGAAACUACAUCUCUUGAGCACCGGCGGCUGUCCAGGCAAUAUACGUAAACGGAAUCUAAAGAAAUAAAACUUAGUGAAUCCCUUUAGAAGACAGCUAAAAGUCAUAUUAUUAAAGCAACAUUAUAAUCUUGAGGCUAUUUAGCGUAAUUUAAAUCAAUUUUUGUUAAACACAAUUAUUUUAUACACAUUUUGUUAAGUGACAUCAUUUAUCCAUUAGAUUUUGUUAAACUUUAUACUAGUAUAUAUGUUUUGUACGCAAUGUGAUUUGUUAACUAUACAUAACACGAAUUUCGAAACGUCCUACAAAUAAUAAAGCCCAUCCAAACUAA